Molecule: messenger RNA, 4458 nt
Organism: Penicillium mononematosum
Lineage: Eukaryota; Fungi; Ascomycota; Eurotiomycetes; Eurotiales; Aspergillaceae
Product: putative cell polarity protein (Tea1)
Exons: 4
Coding region: 1-4458 (1485 amino acids)
Biological process (GO): regulation of cell shape
Molecular function (GO): protein binding
Source: RefSeq, a predicted model, not a curated record
AUGGCGUUUCUGUUCAAAUCGAAGAAGAACCAGCAGAGUCAGCAGCCGGCUGCACUCCCCCCGGCGACUAGAAAUGUCCACACCUCCGAGGGAACUCCAUCCACUGGAUCUAUAAUGGCGAAUGGGGUCAAGGGGGAUGGCACGACUUCCCAGACGCCAACCCCAAGCGGUAGCUUCAGCAACUCUCUGCACUCGGCCACAAGCCCAGCAAGUCCCGACGCAGUACGGCCGCGGCAGAGAGCGGAAUCGGAAUCUCAGAUGCAAAGACCCCAGCAACCACCUAACGGGAUUCCCCCUCCAAGUCCAAAUUCAUCCCUUUACCCAUGGUCGCAACGCCGUUUGAACUUCUCUUCACCCCAGACGAACCCGUUUCCUCGCUAUGGAGCAGCAAUCAAUUCGGUGGCAUCCAAGGAAGGAGACAUAUAUAUGAUGGGAGGCCUGAUCGAUGGAUCAACCGUCAAGGGUGAUCUAUGGAUGAUUGAAAGCAGUGGCGGCGGCUUGAACUGUCUCCAGGUUGCGACAGUAUCCGAAGGCCCCGGCCCCCGAGUCGGUCAUGCUAGUUUGCUCGUGGGGAAUGCGUUCAUCGUGUUUGGUGGUGAUACCAAAAUCGACGAGAAUGACUCACUGGACGACACUCUAUAUCUUUUGAACACAUCUUCCCGCCAAUGGUCCCGCGCUAUCCCUCCCGGCUCUCGACCUUCCGGGCGUUACGGCCACACAUUGAACAUUCUAGGCUCUAAACUUUACGUCUUCGGCGGCCAAGUGGAGGGCUUCUUCUUCAAUGAUUUGAUUGCUUUCGACUUGAACCAGCUUCAAAAUCCGGCAAAUAAAUGGGAGGUUCUGAUCCAGAACAGUCACGAAGGUGGGCCUCCACCAGGCCAAAUUCCGCCAGCAAGAACAAACCACACGAUUGUCAGCUUCAACGAGAAGCUAUUCCUAUUUGGAGGUACGAACGGAGUGCAGUGGUUCAAUGAUGUUUGGUCUUAUGAUCACAUUACCAACAUCUGGACCGAAAUUGAUUGCGUUGGUUUUAUCCCGGCUCCUAGGGAAGGCCAUGCCUCUGCUUUGGUCAACGAUGUGAUGUACGUGUUCGGAGGUCGCACGGAUGAAGGAGUGGACUUGGGAGACCUGUCAGCUUUCCGCAUUUCGACUCGACGUUGGUACUCCUUCCAAAACAUGGGCCCUGCGCCUUCCCCGCGAUCUGGUCACAGCAUGACCGCUUUUGGUAAGCAGAUCAUUGUGAUGGCGGGUGAACCGAGCUCGGCCCCUAGGGACCCCGCGGAGCUUAGCAUGUCCUAUAUCCUUGAUACUAGCAAGAUCCGGUACCCCAAUGAUUCGCAACCCGGAGGACGCCUUCCGGACCCAGCGACCAGAAAGACAAGUAUUGAUAAACCGGGUAUCUCGUCUGGGCGCUCAUCUCGGGAGGCACAGAAUGCCGGCCCGGAACAGCAAAUGCGACGGGGCCCAACGCCAUCGCGUGAGAGCAUGAUACAGGGCACGGCUGCUAAUAGACCAGGGGAGUUCGGCCCUAAUCCAAAUUUGGGACCUGGGUCUAGACUGCCACGGGCAUCAAUUGCUCAAGCUCCUGCUGGUCCACCGCCUCCUGGACAAGCACCGUCUCCUGGCCCUCGUGGCAAUGGCCCUCCAGCUGGUGCGAACCCUCGUAGCAAAACCCCGACCAAGAAUGAUCGCGGGUACACACCAACUGCUGAUAGUCGCGUAGCGAACGACGAGCGUGGCGAGGAAUCACCAAUCAUGAAGGAAGGCCCACAGGAUUCCCAGGGACCUCCAUCAGCUGGUCGCCGAACUCCAACACAGCACCAAAAGCCAUCAGCCAAGGCUAUGGAAGCCGGCGAGGCAGCCCCGUUGAUCAGCGCCCCAGGCCGACAACGGUCGCUCCGUUCUCACCGACAGCGCGGGUCCGUUGACAGUGGGGAGGAAUCGAUCCUCGGUCGGCAGGCUAGCAUCGAGGGCUCAAUGGAAUCUCGAAGCUUCCGCAACUCCAAGACUCUUGGUGAUGAGCCACGGUCUCCUCGACUUACACCCCACCAAGAGGCGUUGAUAAAGGAGCUGGAGGUUACCAAGGCCCGAAAUGCCUGGUAUGCCUCAGAACUCGCACUCGCAAGAAAAUGUGGCUACGUUCCCAAUGCAACCAGUAGCCCCGCGCUAGACGACCGGGCCAAUGAGGCCCUGAGCGAUGAGGAUCGUCCGCUGGUUGAAGCCUUCUUGGCUAUGAGGGCAGACCUCAGCAAGAUGCAGGCCACUGUGGAUCGACAGGCUGCCAUCGCGUCUAAACGGGUUGCUGAAGUGGAACAUCAACGCGAUAUGGCUAUCAAUGAAGCCGCAUAUUCCCGGGCCAAGCUCGCUGCCCAUGGUGGUAGUCAACGGGGAACCCCUCAGCCCGAUGCUCCUCGGGAUGGAGAUGAUGAGCGACCUACCGACAUGGGACGUCGUCUUGCCCUCGCCUUAGCCUCCCCUACCACCGAGCUUUUGCAGGAGCGUCAAGCCAAGGAACUUGCCGAAGAGACAAACGAGGCAACCCGGAAACACCUGGCAGAGCUUGAAAUGCAAAGUAAUACUCUAGAAGCAGAAAACUUGCGCGCUGAGCUUCAUCGAGCAGAGGCUCUCUCUAGAGAAGAGGCCUUCCUGCGUGCAGAAGCAGAAGCCUCUCUUCAACAACUCACCCUAGACAAAGAAGAAUUGCUGGCACAGAUUGAGGAUUCCUCGACCCGUCUAAAGGACUUUGAUUCUAGCUUUGGUGGUCUUCGAGAGGCCGUUUCUGCCUCAGCCGCAAAGACAGCUCUCGUUGAGAAGCAAUUCCAAGAGGAGCGGGAGCGCCGCGAGGGUCUGGAGAGAAAGCUUCUCCAGCUCCGAUCGGAGCACGAAGAACGUACUACUGAACUGGAAAACAUUACUCGUCGCCUCCGAGAUGCAGAGGAGUUGGCAGAAAUCCACGCCAAGGAAGCGGAAACCCACAAGAUUGCCUUCGUAUCUGGGCUCGAACGCGCAUCUUCUACAGACUUGGAUAAUCCGUUCCGGUCUCGUGCUGACCAGAGAGUCGCCGCUUUGGAGGCCCAGAUCGAGCGGUCCACCACUCUAGCUAAGGCAAACCAGGCAGCCGCCAACGCAGCCUCGGACAAACUCCGGCGUGCAGAGGAACGCAUUGCUGGCCUUGAAGCAUACCAGGAGCAGGCUAGCCGUGAAGGCUUGCAAUUGCGCCGACAACUUCAGACUGCCAUGAAGGAAAGCCAAUCGGCCGCCACAAAUAACCGGGACUUGAAGACACAGCUUGAGUCUCACCAGCGAGAGGCUGGAGCUUUGGCGGUUCAGCACGCCGCUUUGAAGGAUCUUCUUGGUGAGCGUGGCAUGAACAGCGACGCCAGACGGUCCCCUCGGCUUGAAUCCCCCGGGUCACGAUUCGGCACUCCGGAACAAAGCCGACUACGCGAGCUUGAGCAACAACUCUCGGCUAGCAUCAAGGCUCAUGACGACCUGAAGAACGGCUUCGAAAGUCGCGAGCAGGAAGCCGACCGAGCUUUCCGAGAGAAACUUGAGCAGCUUGAGAAUGAUUACCAGUCAGCAGUUCAUUACGUGAAAGGUACUGAGAAGAUGUUGAAGCGGAUGAAGGAUGAGCUGAGUCGGUAUAAGACUCAAAAUGCUAAAAUGCAAUCUGAAUUGGAUGUGGCUCAGAAGAGCCUCGAGAAUUCAGACAGCCAGACAUCUUCUUCGGCUGAGUGGGACGCGGAACGGUCCCGUCUCGAGCUGUCGAUGUCCGAACUUCAAAGUCGAACUUCAUCAUCUAUCAGCAGUCUUGAGAGCCAGAUCACGCAGCUCAAGCAGGAUCUCGAUCAGGCUACGACUGAGAAGGAGUUGUCGCGAAGUGAACACGAACGUCUUAAGCAAGAGCUACUCACAGCUGCCGAGAAAAGUCGUUCUGAGCUGGAACAGCUCAAGCAAGAAAAUACCCACCUUGAAACUCGUGCUUCGGAUGCAGAGCGUAAGGUCAACAUGCUUCUCGAGCAGGUUCAAACAUCAGUCGGUCAUUAUCGCCGUCAAUCUCACCUUGUGCAAGGUUCCAAUGGAAUCUCGCGCACACACAGCAACGCCUCUAGCAACACAAUCAGCCGAGGCAAUGGGCGGGCACGAGCUGAUAGCAAUGUCUCGCAGGACUCCACGUUCCCUGAUAAUCGUGGUUCUAUGGCUCUGGACUCACUUGCCAACGAGUUGGAUGCUUUGCGUACUCACUGGGAGAGCACCAACCGCAAUUACCGUCUGAGCAGCCAGCUGGAUCUGGAUCGGACUCCCACCAAGGAUGCUAGUGAGGGACCCGCACUGAUGAGUGACAGCUUGGCAGAAUGGAGGAGGAGACUGGACGAUGAUGACAGGGCUGGGUUUGAUGUGCAAACCAAGCCAUUGAGCACUGGAGCUGCACACCCCGAACACUCCAACGUGAUCUAG